Molecule: messenger RNA, 1758 nt
Organism: Necator americanus (New World hookworm)
Lineage: Eukaryota; Metazoa; Nematoda; Chromadorea; Rhabditida; Ancylostomatidae
Exons: 15
Coding region: 1-1758 (585 amino acids)
Biological process (GO): mRNA splicing, via spliceosome
Cellular component (GO): Prp19 complex; catalytic step 2 spliceosome; precatalytic spliceosome
Molecular function (GO): protein binding
Source: RefSeq, a predicted model, not a curated record
AUGCGUAUCAACGACAAUCGUUGGACCGGAGCUGUAAGCGACUGGAUACCACGCGACAUCAAACGCACCGCAAGAAGACCGCCGACCCAAUGGUCAGACCUCUUUGCGAGGUCCUUCAAAGAUAAGUAUGACGCUGUUAUCCGGCCUCGAGUCCCUCGCGAAAAGAGAUGCCAGUCGGCAACACAUACACGAUCGGGACACAUGGAACUAUUACUGGUGCCCGCUCGAGCAAAUCGAUUAACAACGGUACCACAGGUGAUGUCAGUUGAAGUACAGACUCCCUCAAAUGGAGCUGAGGAAGGGAAUUUGCCCGAGAAACAAAAUGAUGACGGGGAAGGAGGAAUCCAGCAACCUGACCAAAUGCAAAAAACGCUGCUGAACUUGGUAUUUCGCUCAAUGAAACGAACACACGACAUGUUUAGCAAUGAUUACACAACGUUUCCGGAGCUCUCUGAGAAAGACUUAAACGCCAUCAAAUCAAUCAAAAAACGAUGUGAAUAUGGCUCAGUUAUACGACAUGUUGAAGAGGCAAAGAAAAGGCGGGAGCAGGAAUUAUUGAAGCUACCAACUAGUCAGCCUUCUAUAGGUAUUGGAUCUGUUGUUACUGCUUCUGAUGGUCCACUGGCUAUCACAGAUGGUACGGGCAAGCCCGUAACAUCUGCUCCUCCUCAGGGGCAGGUGUUAAAUACUUUACCGGUAGGGUCGAGUAGCACUCGCUCUGAGGAUAGUACAACUAGGUCUUUACUCCCUCUUCGCGCACCCAUGAUGGUGAAGCCAAAGUGGCAUGCGCCGUGGAAGUUAUACAGAGUUAUUUCAGGACAUACCGGUUGGGUACGCGCAGUUGAUGUGGAACCUCAAAACCAGUGGUUUGCCAGCGGUGGUGGUGAUCGCAUUAUCAAGAUUUGGGAUUUGGCCUCUGGAAAACUUCGGCUUUCUUUAACUGGUCACAUCAGCGCUGUUCGUGCUGUGAAAGUAUCUCCAAGGCACCCUUUCCUGUUUUCCGGAGGAGAAGACAAACAGGUCAAGUGUUGGGAUCUCGAAUACAACAAAGUUAUUCGUCACUAUCACGGCCAUUUAAGCGCUGUUCAAGCACUAUCGAUUCACCCUACAUUGGAUGUUCUGAUCACCUGCGCUAGAGACUCUACAGCGAGGGUGUGGGACAUGCGGACGAAAGCACAAGUGCACUGCUUAGCUGGCCAUACUAACACUGUAUCUGAUGUUGUUUCUCAGGCGGCUGAACCGCAGGUUGUCACUUCUUCCCACGACGCGACCGUCCGGCUUUGGGAUUUGGCCUCUGGACGAUCAUUAUGUACGCUCACACACCACAAGAAAUCCGUCCGAUCGCUUGUGCUACAUCCUCGCUUAUACAUGUUCGCAUCGGCAUCUCCCGACAAUAUUAAACAAUGGAAAUUCCCCAAGGGGGAGUUCAUGCAGAAUCUGUCUGGACAUAAUGCUAUUGUUAACUCCUUGGUUUGUAAUGAAGAUGGUGUACUUGUCUCCGGCGGUGAUAACGGUUCAAUAUGUUUUUGGGAUUGGCGUUCAGGUUUUUGUUUCCAGAAAAUACAAACAAAGCCACAGCCUGGUUCAAUUGAUUCCGAAGCUGGUAUUUAUGCUAUGUGUUAUGAUAAGACUGGUUUGCGUCUUAUAACAGGAGAAGCUGACAAGACAAUUAAAAUGUACAAAGAAGAUGAAGAGGCGACCGAGGAAACACACCCUAUUGUAUGGCGGCCAGAAAUCGUGAAAAAGAAAGCCUACUAA